AUGGAUUCGGCGGAUGAUAACGUCAGACUGGAACCGUUAGGGCCCAAUAAAGAAGAAAAAAAACAUGCACAAAUCGAAAAUGGAGGUGGAGAAGAUUUUGAUCCCCAUCUACACAGGCACAGCGAACACCCCACCACAAAUGCAGAAACCCUCGUUCAUUUGCUCAAAGGUGCCAUCGGCACAGGCAUUCUGGCCAUGCCUGAAGCCUUCAAAUAUUCCGGGAUGAUCAACGGCAUCAUCUCAACUAUCCUUAUUGGUUUACUCUGUACUUACUGCCUUCACGUUUUAGUUAGGUCGCAGUAUGUAAUGUGUAGAAGGUUGCGAGUUGGACUUCUGACGUAUCCAGAAUCGAUGAAAGCAGCUUGCGAAAUGGGACCGACGUGCCUUAGAAGAUUUGGACCAUGGGCACCAGCCAUAACAAACUUCUUCUUAAUAUUCUACCAGAUAGGAAUAUGUUGCGUUUACAUAGUGUUCGUGGGUGUCAACAUUAAAGCUGUAGCAGAUGAAUAUAUAAAGCCGGAGAUAUCUCUUACAUUGUAUACUCUGAUGUUCUUCAUUCCAUUUUUGCUUAUCAUGAUGGUGAGAAAUCUAAAGCUUCUAGCACCCUUUUCGAUAGCAGCUAAUUUAAUCACCCUGCUUACCUUCUGCGUAGUUGGAUAUUAUGUGUUUCAAAAUCUACCUCCUUUUUCAAGUAUACCCGCAUUUGGCCCUCUAGUAAGCUAUCCCCUGUAUUUCGGAACCUGUCUAUUUUCACUUCAAGCUUGUGGCGUGGUGAUCGCUUUAGAAAACAACAUGGCCGAACCGAAAAGUUUUCUGAAACCAUUCGGCGUUUUGAAUGUUGGAAUGGUUUUAGUCACGUUCAUCUAUGUAGGCCUUGCAAUGAUGGGAUAUUGGCGAUACGCCGAUGAAAUCAAGCCGAGUAUUACUUUAAAUUUUCCGUCAACUGAUAUUUUAGCACAAGCAAUCAGAAUAUUGUAUUCGACUGCCAUAUACAUCUCUUACGGACUACAGGGUUAUCCAGCCGUGCAGAUUAUCCUUACUAACUAUAUUUUGCCCAAUAUGAGUACCUCUGCAUCCGAUAAGAAGAAGUUGACAUACGAGUACCUGCUUAGAUUUGUCUGUGUCGCUGUUACAUUUGCUCUGGGCAUAACUGUUCCUCUGCUAGGACUCUUCAUCUCCUUAGUAGGCGCUUUCUGUCUAUCAGCUCUAGGAAUCGCCUUCCCAGCAAUCAUCGAAAUCGCAGCUUACUGGCCUGACCGCCUAGGCCCAGGCAAAUGGAUACUAUGGAAAGACGGGCUCCUCAUCAUAAUCGGCGUAGUAGGUCUAGUCGCAGGUAGCUACAGUUGCAUCUACGAGAUAGUUAAGUCUUUAGCCGAAGGCAAAACGUGA
Messenger RNA from Psylliodes chrysocephalus, 1389 nucleotides. The record is from the annotation of a GenBank genome assembly. Lineage: Eukaryota; Metazoa; Arthropoda; Insecta; Coleoptera; Chrysomelidae.